CUGAUUUUUCUUUCAAUUUAUUUCUAAAAUGGACCUGAAAAUUUAACGCGGAAGUUUUAUGUUUUGUGUAAACCGAGUGUAAAACUUUUAGUGCACCGUCAAUAAUUAAAAAUCAAAUCAAUUGCAGUGUUCUAAACAGAUUGUGACCAAUAAUGGCUGAUGCCGACUGGAAAAAACGUGUUGGUAUCAAUAUCAAUUACUCAAGUUCCGGCGAAGAAGAUGAUGACCUUAGUAAAGUCGAGUUUCGAAAGAAGAAUACCUCACCGGAUUCAAUUACCUCAUUAGAUGUGGAAAACGGCUACGAGAAAUUAACAUCCACCGAAGAAUUGCUAACUAAAUUCGAACAGUAUGGCAGCACACCUCCUCGGACACGAAUUAAAAUUAAAAACCGCGACUGGGAGCGGAAGAAAGGAGAAAUCACAACAAAACAAACUCGUGGUACUACCCGAAUGGCUAGAUCACGAGCCAAUCGUCGAAAUACGAUGGAUUGUGCCAUCUUAAACGAAAUGUUCAUCGACGAUGAUAAUAGCAAAGCAAACGACAAGCGAUCCAGAAAUUUGUUACGAGAUUCAGAGCGUGAGGCUAAGCGCUCGUCUGUCCUAAAUCCACCGGGCCCCAUUGACUUAACCAAUCCUAUUACCUAUGAGGAACGUGCAGAAAGUAUGCCGAUGCCUCGACCUUUGACGAAGAACAUGUUGGCUAUUGUUCCGAAAUUGGUCGAAUCUUGUAAUCGAUAUAUGAGUGUAACAUCACGCCCGGUCGGUUGUCGUACGUCAGCUCCACCGAUUAGCUUCGGUUGCACGACAGACGAAGCCUUCGAUCGAAAAUUUCAAACUCGGCGCGAUUUCCACGAAACAUUUGCUAAUCUAAUUAAAUUGGGCAGCACCACCAGUGAUAAACAGGAAACAAAAAUGUCGCCAGAAGACCAUACAUGGCAGACGGAAUUGAAAGAUUUAAUUUGGCUGGAACUUCAGGCAUGGCAUGCGGACCGAUCGCUCGAUCAGCAGGAUAAAUAUUUGUAUACAGCCAGGCAGGGUGUGCCAGAGUUGUUGGAGAAAAUACAAAAUUAUAAAUUCCAUCCGAAAUAUAUACGCGAAGCGAGUGUCAUCAGUACGGACAGUGGCAAUGGAUCGGAUGGAAGUUCUCAAAGUCAAACGCCUGACGCAACAGAUAACAAAUCGACGAUCUGCCAAGAUUGUUACUCGCUCUACUGUAAAUAUUGUCAACAACAGCAAGUGAUAGCAUUACGUGAAGUCGAAGAACUGCUAACUCGCCUCGAAGCAGCUGAGUCAUUAUAUCCAUCGUCCCAAUCGAUGGCAUCCCAUCAUCCCAUUUAUCGCUGCGAAUCGUUUGUUGGCCGAGUCAAAGCCAUGUGUCUGUGGUACAAUAUCACCAAACACCAACAGUUAAAAUUGCUGAUGGUUGGAAAGUUGUUUAGAAAAUUGCAAGGGAAAGACUUUCAAUGGCCGACAUCCGUACAUAUUCACCCCAGUGACAGUAGCACGUCAUCGUCUGCACCGGACAAUGACGAUUCCGGAAGGGACUCUAUCGAUUCACGACAGUUGAAAAUACCAACAAUACCAAAGGUUAAAUUCAAUAUUGAAGGUGAUGGUCCCGGUUCGGAUAGUCCAAGUGACAGUGCCAGCAGCAAUGAAUCGUCCAAAGACAUAACAUCCCCCACUGAAAUGCAACAGGAAGAGUAUGAUUCAAACUCAACCUUUACGCGUUACAUGAACGACAUCAACUUUUUCGAAAGUUCAAAGACAAAAGGGUACACACUAUCCACAUCCCCUUACCGGAAGUACAUCGAACAUAUUUUAAAAUCUCGUGGCCUGGGCAAAUCGUUGGCGUUUUUGCAUCGUUUGUACAAUGUUGUGUUACGGAAAACGAUGAUCACAUUGGAAAAGCCGGGAACGGAAGACGUCGAAUUCGAUAUUGAAGCAUUUUCGGAAGAUUUGCCGCUAGCAGAGACACCCAUUGAUGCUGAACAGGUCGAAGAACUGAGACGGUAUGGAUCAUGGUCUCCGGAAUCACAGACGCUCAAUUUGCCAUCAUAUGCGCCAACGUUUGUGUUCCUAACGGUUAUCCCAUUGGAAAUUUUACAUGAAUACCUUCGAAUGCGGAUUGAAUCAAAGCCGUUGACACCGAAUCCACUCAGUUUAGAACAACUCAUGAAAGAAUUGAGAGAGGGACUCAUUCUGGCUAUGACUCAUCGCGAACGAUACAGCAAGCACAUUCACACCGCUUUAUAUGACAAAGACUCGGUGCUGGAAAAAUAUUUAGUAAUUUUGGACGAAUUUGAUGCGACGAUUCGAAAUGUUUUCAUGUUGUACCUGGACUAUGUUGAACAUUGGGUGUUGGAAGCGUCACCCGAAGCACAUCGAAAAGCAGCUUUACAUAAGGAAUGGAUGUUCUCGAAAUUGAUAUGCCCGAUGAUAUCUGGUCAGCAUUCAGUGACGGCACAUAAAUUUUGUUCCAUUGUCAGCAAACUGCUUGAACAAAUCGGUAAGCGAUUGAUCACGCGAGCCCAAGAGCUCGACGAGAAAAUCGAAGAUACGCCGAUCAGUUCAGCCGAUGAUGAGAAAAAGUGGCAAAUUUUAACCAUCUGUCGUGAGACCCAGUCUCUGUUUACGGUUGAACGGGAAAAGGCGCUCAAGAUUCUCUAUUUUGCAAAAACACUUUGCCGCGAUUUGGAAAUGUCCGAUUUUCAUCGAGAACACGAGGACUACGUUCACGGCACAACAACAAUUUGCAGUGAAGUGAAAGAGUCGGUGCGAAUGCUACAAGCUCAAGUGCUAUCUGUGCGCCAUAAACUAACUCAAAUCGUUGAACAUGUGCAAAUGCGUUGCGACAAUAAACAUCUGACUGACAUGGACGAACAGGAUCGCAUUGCCGUUCUGUCACGCAUCCGGGAAGUGUUGCAUCAGGGCUUUAAGUUCGGUUUCGAUUAUCACAAAGAAAUUAUUCGUUUGUUCGAAACGAAGGUCGUUGGGUGCAGGGACAAGACGUGCGAAUUUAAUUUGUCAAUGGGAAUCGUCCACUUUGCUAGAAUGUGGAUGCUAUUCGUGACGCAACGAUGCGAACGAGGCAGAGGCGUCAGACCCCGAUGGGCUGCUCAGGGCCUAGAUUUUCUAAUUGCUGCAUGUGAUCCCUCCAAUACAAAGCAUUUAAACGAACAAGAAUUUGACGAUCUGAAAUCGAAAAUGGAUGCGUGCAUCAGUCACGUUGUUGGUAUUGUACCAAAACCGGAAAUACGCAAACGAGCAUCACCUAGAUCCAGAAAAGUUUCACCACAAACCGGUAGAGCAUUGACACCGACCCGAACAUCACUAUCACCAAGACAUUUACCAACUGACGAUCAGAAAAUGUACCAGCACCAGUUCAGUGUUAAAGAAGAUCCUGUUGGUAUGUCACCGACUAGUGCACCGAAUACACCAACGCUGAUACGCAAACAAACAUCAUGCGAAGUGGAAACGUCUGGUGUUACAUUGAAAGUACCUAAACUCUACAGCUACAGUCCGGUUCUUCGGCAAAUUCGUGUCAGAGAUGCUGUGAAUCGAGUCGAUCUGGAGUUGGAUCGACAUUUGAGGGAUUUGAAUUUGAUCGGUCAAGUGAAGACGCUAAACAAUUCGGAUAAGAUUCACAUUCGGGCUAGAAGUGUGAACUUUCGAUGGCACCGUGGCAUUAAGAUUGGCCAAGGAAGAUUUGGUAAGGUGUACACUGCUGUUAAUAAUUCAACGGGUGAAUUGAUGGCCAUGAAAGAAAUUACGAUUCAACCGAACGAAACGCGAGCUAUCAAAAAUGUAGCUGAAGAACUGAAAAUAUUUGAAGGGAUCAGUCACAAGUACUUGGUCAAAUACUACGGUGUGGAAAUUCAUCGGGAAGAGCUUCUGAUUUUCAUGGAACUGUGCUCAGAGGGAACGUUGGAAAACUUGGUCGAAUUGUCGGGUGGACUGCACGAAGGUCUAACGCGGCGUUUUACGGUUCAAUUACUAUCCGCAGUUCACGAACUUCAUAAGCACGGCGUUGUUCAUCGUGACAUCAAAACCGCCAACAUAUUCUUAACGAACGAAGGCAAUUGCUUGAAAUUGGGCGAUUUUGGUUCGGCUGUUAAAAUUCAAGCCCACACAACAGUAGCUGGUGAACUGCAGGGAUAUGUCGGCACGCAAGCUUAUAUGGCGCCAGAAGUGUUCACCAAAACGAAUUCCGUUGGUCAUGGCCGAUCGGCGGACAUUUGGUCGGUUGGAUGUGUUGUGAUCGAAAUGGCAUCGGGAAAGAGACCCUGGUCGCAAUUCGAUUCAAAUUUUCAAAUUAUGUUUAAAGUUGGCAUGGGAGAGACACCGGAUGCUCCGCCAAGUCUGUCCCAAGAAGGGCACGAUUUUCUGGACCAUUGUUUACAGCACGAUCCAAAGAUACGUUGGAAUGCAUUGGAACUGCUUCAACAUAAUUUUUGCAAAGUAAUUCAAUGUGGAUCUUACUGUUGAUUGUGGGUGCGACUAUAAUGGAUUAGACGUUCGUCGAAAUAACAUACGUAAAUUGAGUAUUAAAAGUCAGAUGAAAUAACAAAAACCGAAAUUGUUGUGUACAUAAUCACAGAUAACCGUUUUUAUUUUCCUUUGAUUGCAUCGUAAUUCACCUCUUUGACUCAGGUUCAUGAAUCAGACUUUUUGUGUGAUUUUAUUGUGCGUUUAUCAAUUAAUUAUUAUUUCUUUUUUAACUUUAUUGUUUAUGAAAUGUAGAAUGCAGUUCAUGUGUGCUACGUAAACUAUUUCAAAUAUUAAUCGUAUGUUUUUGUGAUUUUGUUUUAAAAAUAUUUUAGACAACGAGUGGCCUAAUGUUAUAC
This is a messenger RNA of Bradysia coprophila, 4843 nucleotides long. RefSeq names its product mitogen-activated protein kinase kinase kinase 4 (gene Mekk1). Gene Ontology annotation, molecular function: protein kinase activity; ATP binding. NCBI's taxonomy places the organism in Eukaryota, Metazoa, Arthropoda, Insecta, Diptera, Sciaridae. Gene Ontology annotation, biological process: protein phosphorylation; MAPK cascade. The record is from RefSeq and is a predicted model, not a curated record.